AUGUCUUUCCUCGGCGGAUCAAGCACCUCCUCAGUCUCAUCUAACGAUGUCAAGGUCGCUCUCGUCCAGCAGGUCCAGCAGGAGGCUGCCAUGACCAACGCCCGCGCCCUGAUCAACAAAAUCAACGAGAACUGCUUCCAAGCUUGCGUCCCUUCCCCCGGCUCUUCCAUGUCCGCCCAGGAGAACACCUGCCUGUCCAACUGUAUGGAGAAGUACAUCUCCAUGUGGAACAUCACCAGCCGUACCUACAUCAACCGUCUCGGCGUGGAGAGCAAGCGCAUGGGUGGCGCUGAUGCCAACGUCGUUGCCUCCCUCGGAUCUGGCCUGUAA
Penicillium malachiteum is the source of this 330-nucleotide messenger RNA. RefSeq names its product protein translocase subunit TIM13 (gene tim13). Bases 1 to 330 code for a protein of 109 amino acids. The record is from RefSeq and is a predicted model, not a curated record. The transcript is spliced from 2 exons. NCBI's taxonomy places the organism in Eukaryota, Fungi, Ascomycota, Eurotiomycetes, Eurotiales, Aspergillaceae.